AUGGAGAAGCGGGGCAAGAGAGUGGACUGUCCGGCGUUGCCCCCCGGCUGGAAGAAAGAGGAGGUCAUCCGCAAAUCGGGGCUGAGCGCCGGCAAAAGCGAUGUCUACUACUUCAGUCCAAGCGGGAAGAAGUUCCGAAGCAAACCCCAGUUGUCCAGAUACUUGGGGAACACGGUUGACCUCAGUAGUUUCGACUUCAGGACAGGGAAGAUGAUGCCAAGUAAAUUGCAGAAGAACAAACAGAAAUUAAGGAACGAUUCGCUCAGUCAAAACAAGAGAGGAAGGAGAUGUUAUGUCCCAUAACCAGAUUUAAAUACGACGUUGCCAAUCAGACAAACAGCUUCUAUUUUUAAGCAGCCUGUAACCAAAGUUACCAAUCAUCCUAACAAUAAAGUGAAGUCUGAUCCACAACGAGUGAUUGAACAGCCUAGACAGCUUUUCUGGGAGAAGAGGCUUCAAGGCUUAAGUGCCUCAGAUGUCAGUGAGCAAAUCAUAAAAUCCAUGGAGCUUCCCAAAGGCCUUCAAGGAGUGGGCCCAGGGAACAACGAUGACACCCUCUUGUCGGCUGUGGCCAGCGCAUUGCACACAAGUUCUGCUCCCAUCACAGGACAACUGUCUGCUGCCGUGGAAAAAAACCCCGCUGUGUGGUUAAACACAUCCCAGCCUCUCUGCAAAGCCUUCAUCGUUACGGAUGAAGAUAUUAGGAAGCAAGAGGAACGAGUGCAACAGGUACGGAAAAAACUGGAGGAGGCAUUGAUGGCAGACAUCUUGUCCCGGACUACGGACCCAGCAGAUGUGGAUGAAGUUGAAAUGGACAAUGGAGAAGAGGCAUAAGAAUUAAAUAAUCAGGUACUUUAAAAAGAGAAAGAGACUCCCAGAUAAAAAUUUCUGGAAAUUGGAAGCGCUUUUAUGUUUUCCGUUGGUCUUUUGUGAUAGAAGAAGAGGACCUCUGCACAUUUAUAUAGCUUUCUAAUAGCAUUAAAAACCAAUGCCCUUUUUUGGCUCUUAUUAUUAUUAUUAUUAUUUUAUUAUCCUAUUUUUGAUGUACAUAUCUUGUUAAGAAAAGAAAGAAAAAAGAAAAAAAGGAAAAAAACCUACUCUUUAUUUUGUGUCUUACGACUUCAAAAGUCUCAUUUUUAUUUUUAUUUUAUUUGUUUGGCGAUGUCAAACAAUUCCUGAAGACUGAAGCUGAGCUUUCAGUACCAAGUUGCAAUCCUGUAGCAACUACCUGGUAAGCACUAAAUAAUUAGCAUUUCUUCUUUUUUUUAAUGUGUGUGUUUUUUUUUUGGAAAAAUAGAUCAGGAAAACAGAUUGUUUCCCAGUUUUAAAAAAACAAACAAAGAAAAAUUGUGUCAUGAUUUCUUGUACAUAUAUUAUAUAAAAGAUUUUUUUAUACUGGAACUGAAUGGAAAAAAAUCUGUAAAUUGACCCAUCAUCAUUCUCUAAAGAGAAAUAAAUACUUUUAUUCAGAGAAUUACAAUUUUUAGAAUAAUGUACUAUAAUUUAAGGCAAGGCCUUAUCUCAAUUACUGAGCAUUAGGCAGAGAUAAUAUUGUUCAGUGAAAGUAGUGAACACAGAAUGUCGAAGCUGCUACAAGCCUUUGUUAAGUUUAUUGGGAAAUUUAUUUGCACUCUGACACAAUUACGGAAGCACUUCAAUGAGAGUGCAGUUUUCCUACAUCUGAUUUGGAGCCUCCGUCCUCCUUUUUGUAAAAUGGGGAAAUCAUGACCUACCUCACAGGGCUGUUGUGAGGAUGAGCUUAAUACAAAAAAUGGAAAGUACUUUUUCAAUGAAAUGGUUUUCCCAAAUAAAUAAGACAUGGAUGCACAAAAAA
Messenger RNA from Protobothrops mucrosquamatus (brown spotted pit viper), 1834 nucleotides. It is a transcript of the gene MBD2, whose product is annotated as methyl-CpG binding domain protein 2. The record is from RefSeq and is a predicted model, not a curated record. Lineage: Eukaryota; Metazoa; Chordata; Lepidosauria; Squamata; Viperidae. The transcript has 7 exons. Gene Ontology annotation, molecular function: DNA binding.